Molecule: messenger RNA, 1323 nt
Organism: Bufo gargarizans (Asiatic toad)
Lineage: Eukaryota; Metazoa; Chordata; Amphibia; Anura; Bufonidae
Gene: TOLLIP
Product: toll interacting protein
Exons: 6
Coding region: 150-941 (263 amino acids)
Biological process (GO): ubiquitin-dependent protein catabolic process
Cellular component (GO): cytoplasm
Molecular function (GO): ubiquitin conjugating enzyme binding; ubiquitin binding
Source: RefSeq, a predicted model, not a curated record
CCUGUUCUGUGACUGCAGGGCUGAAAACUCAGCUUUGUAGGCAGAAGGCAAUACGUUGCAGUGAGGACAUUAGGGUGACCCGUCGCUUCUCUCAUCCUCCAAUAUCUCGCCAGGUUCUGCAGAAGGUGGAGAAGUAGAGAAGGCCAUUCAUGGUGUUCAUCGGUGAACUGCCCCAAGACUUUCUGCGCAUCACUCCCACCCAGCAACAGCAGCAGAUCCAGCUGGACGCCCAGGCUGCGCAGCAGCUGCAGUACAGCGGAGCCAUGGGUACCAUGGGCAGACUGAGCAUCACCGUGGUGCAGGCCAAGCUAGCCAAGAAUUAUGGCAUGACCCGAAUGGAUCCUUACUGCCGGAUACGUUUGGGAUAUGCAGUAUAUGAGACUCCCACGGCUCAUAAUGGAGCCAAAAAUCCUCGAUGGAACAAAGUGAUCCAGUGCACCAUCCCGCCAGGGGUGGAUUCUUUUUACCUGGAAAUUUUUGAUGAGAGAGCCUUCUCCAUGGAUGAUCGUAUAGCGUGGACUCACAUCACUAUCCCAGAAACGCUGAAGGAGGGCAAGGUGGUGGAUGAGUGGUUCAGUUUGAGCGGAAGACAAGGCGAUGACAAGGAAGGCAUGAUUAACUUGGUGAUGUCCUACACGUCGAUGCCUGCCACAAUGAUGAUGCAGCCUCAGCCGGUGGUGUUAAUGCCUACAGUUUUCCAGCAAGGCGUCGGCUAUGUACCCAUCGCGGGUAUGCCUUCUGUUUACAACCCCGGAAUGCCAGUGACUUUACCGCAACCUGCCGUAAAUCCACAGCACCAACCACGAGAAGAAGACCUAAAAGACCUCAUAGAUAUGUUUCCAGGCAUUGACCAAGAAGUCAUUAAAUCUGUUCUGGAGGGACAUCGAGGCAACAGAGAAGCUGCAGUCAACUCCCUACUCCAGAUGGUCGAAGACUCUUAGUGACAAUCUCGCCCAGCGGUUCCCCCCUCCCAUCCCUGCCACUGUCCUAUUUAACUUGCCAAGUUGGAAUCUCUUUUUAAUCUUAAUUUUUUUUAUUUUAUUCUUCUUUGACUCGAAUUGUUAUGUUUGGCUGUUCAUUGUGAGCUCUGUCAAUCUUCUCCACCACUUAGAGAUUUAUGGAUUCCUUUACAUUAUAAUUGACCCUACCCUACUGUCAUUACGUCAGCUCCUGAGCGUAUUAUACAGCUGCCUACUUAAAAUGGGAACGAAUGUUCAAAAGUGUAAAGAUAUUGGUAUUGGGACUCUUGAGAAGAUUUGUCCUAUGUGGAAUGUGAUCUGUAUUGUGCCGUAGUCAAAAUGAAUAUAAUAUGGCUGAAACCUG